AUGGAGCUGUCCCAGCUACUCAAUGAGCUCAGGGCAAACUAUGAAAAGCUCCUCACCAGAAAUCAGAUAGAGACCGUGCUCUCAACAAGGAUCCAGUUGGAGGAAGAUCUAAGCAAAAAAAUGGACAAAGAUGAAGAGGCUUUAAAGGCGGCUCAAGCAGAACUCAAGGAAGCCCGACGCCAGUGGCAUCACCUGCAAGUGGAAAUUGAAUCUCUCCAUGCUGUGGAAAGGGGCCUUGAAAACUCCCUACACGCCAGUGAACAACAUUACCAGAUGCAGCUGCAAGACCUAGAGGCAGUGAUUGAAGGACUAGAAAAAGAGCUACAGGAAGUAAGGCGCGGCAUUGAAAAGCAGCUUCAAGAGCAUGAGAUGCUCCUCAACACGAAGAUGAGGCUAGAACAAGAAAUCACAACUUAUCGCCGCCUCCUGGAAAAGGAAGAAAUCAGAUAUUAUGGUUGCAUCCAAGGUGGGAAAAAAGAACAAAAACCUACCACAAGUAGAGUUGGUUUUGUUUUACCUUCAGCCAUUAUAAAUGAAAUAUCUUUUUCAACAAAAGUCCCACAGAAGUAUGAGGACGAAAAAGUGGAAACAGUGACCAAACAAGCAAUAUUAAAUGGAAAUGUCGUGAAAGAAAGCACUGAAGCUCAUGGCACUAUUCAGACAGAGAAAGUGGAUGAAGUUAUUAAAGAAUGGGAAGGUUCCUUCUUUAAAGAUAACCCUCGAUUAAGGAAAAAAUCUGUUUCUCUUCGAUUUGAUCUUCAUUUAGCAGCCACUGAUGAAGGGUGUUUACAGACUAAGCAGGAUAAUCUACCAGAUAUAGAAGUCAGGCUUAUCAUGAGAAGAUCAUGCAGUAUCCCCUCUAUCAAACCUCCAUCAGCAGCUAAUUAA
Balaenoptera ricei (Rice's whale) is the source of this 888-nucleotide messenger RNA. RefSeq names its product keratin 222 (gene KRT222). The record is from RefSeq and is a predicted model, not a curated record. Gene Ontology annotation, molecular function: structural molecule activity. The coding region runs from base 1 to 888 and encodes 295 amino acids. Lineage: Eukaryota; Metazoa; Chordata; Mammalia; Artiodactyla; Balaenopteridae. The transcript is spliced from 6 exons.